UGGCUGAUUCACCAUAUCUUGCUGAUUUUACUAAAAUUCUUUGUUAUGGAUAUAAUCCACCACGAAGGACAACAUUAUCUAGACCUAUAUUAGAUUCAGAAAUUGCAAAUAUUACUUUAAAACUUGAUAAGAUUUUGAAAGAUGCUACGAAUCUUACAUUAUGUGUUGAUAGUUGGGCAUUACCACUUAAACAAAGCUUAUACACUUUUAUUAUUAUGUUUUCUGAUAAACGACAAUAUGUUUAUUCAAUUGAGGAUUACUCAUCAUACUCACAUACUAGCGAUUUAAUGCAGAAAAAAUUAUCAAAGUGUAUUGCACACCAUAUACAAUUAAUUGCUAGUGACAUUGUUAAAAUCAAUUGGGCUAAAAAAGUCUUAAACAAUAUACAAAAGGUUAUUUCAUUUUUUAAGAAUAAUUAUCAAGCAGGUGCAGCUUUACGGAAAGAUAUAAUUGAAAUAUUCAUAGUUGGAGGAAAUCUUAAACCAAUGACCAAAACAAAAUGGUCAACAGCUUGGGAUGCAUGUGAUUCAAUGCUAUGUUUAGAAAAUAGUAUGAAAUUGAUUUUAGAUAAAGAAUCAAGUAUUUUUAAUUCAGCAAAUGAAGUUCGAGCUUUAUUAUGUAGCCGGCAGUUUUGGAUUGAUAUUAAACAAUUGCGUAAUAUAUUAAGCCCAGCAAAAUGUUCUGUAAAAAAUGUUGAAUUUACAUCUACUUCAAUGGCGGAUAUUUUUGUAGAGCUAAUUAAGCUUGCUGCUGCAAUUAAAGAAAUUCCACAAUUUGAUUUUUUACUAAGAGAACAAUUCAAAACAGCAUUAACUCUUUGGAAGCAGUUUGGUGGUGGAGUAACUAGCACUGAAAUUUUGAGAACACAAAUGGGAUUAUACAAAAACUGGGAACCUCCAUUUAAGGAUAAAUUUAUUGAAUCAGUUGAUAAUGUUCGUAACUGGUGGAAUUCCUGUGAAUUGCAAAAAAAUAAAGAUCAUAUUCGUACUUUAGCUCUACGAUUAAAUGCAAUUACACCUCAUAAUGCAGUUUGUGAAUGUGUUUUCUCUAUUCUAAACUGGUAUAUGGGAAAACGUCGUACAAA
Molecule: messenger RNA, 1084 nt
Organism: Racocetra persica
Lineage: Eukaryota; Fungi; Glomeromycota; Glomeromycetes; Diversisporales; Gigasporaceae
Source: the annotation of a GenBank genome assembly